AUGUACUCGGCCUCUAAGUCUGAAGAGGAGGCUGACGAGAGACACACCGCGAUCAAGCUCGCCAUCAUCAAACGCGCCCACCCCAGGGACGUUCCAGACGCCAAGCCAGGGCGGAAUCAGUCUUCAGCCCUUCACGAGAUGAAAAAGUCAAUUGGACCCGUCAGGCCAGCCGCCAGCCGUGCCAGCCUGGUGCCCGUCGGCUCGGACAUGCUGUGGUGGACUUGUGGUGACGCCAGGCUCUAUCGAUCUGCUGCUCGCGACCUCACGAUGAUGCACAUGUAG
Molecule: messenger RNA, 282 nt
Organism: Colletotrichum costaricense
Lineage: Eukaryota; Fungi; Ascomycota; Sordariomycetes; Glomerellales; Glomerellaceae
Exons: 3
Coding region: 1-282 (93 amino acids)
Source: RefSeq, a predicted model, not a curated record